Messenger RNA from Neurospora crassa OR74A, 1482 nucleotides. RefSeq names its product 40S ribosomal protein S5. The record is from RefSeq and is a predicted model, not a curated record. Bases 209 to 850 code for a protein of 213 amino acids. Gene Ontology annotation, molecular function: mRNA binding; structural constituent of ribosome; rRNA binding. Gene Ontology annotation, cellular component: ribosome; cytosolic small ribosomal subunit. The transcript is spliced from 4 exons. NCBI's taxonomy places the organism in Eukaryota, Fungi, Ascomycota, Sordariomycetes, Sordariales, Sordariaceae. Gene Ontology annotation, biological process: ribosomal small subunit assembly; translation.
GCACAACUGGGGGCACAACUGGGUCUUUUGGGGCUUCGUAGCGGCAGAUUGGGGCUUGACCACCUGGGGCGGGGCCACCAAAAAAUUCCCACGACGACCCGUCACUCUCCGCUCGCCGAACGACCACCCUUUCGACGUUAUCCUGUCCGAACUCACGGCCAACUUCACCACCAAUUACCUGCAGUCCGGCCACCGAACAGCAAUCAAAAUGUCUGAGGGAGAAGUUGACGUCGCGGCCGUUUCCCAGUACGAGGUCCUCCCCAAGGAGGUCCUCGCUGAGGUUGGCAGUGUGAAGCUGUUCAACCGCUGGAGCUACGAGGAUGUCGAGAUCAGGGAUAUCUCUUUGACCGACUACAUCCAGAUCCGUUCUCCCGUCUACCUCCCCCACUCCGCUGGUCGCUAUGCCGCCAAGCGUUUCCGCAAGGCCAACUGCCCCAUCAUUGAGCGUCUCACCAACUCCCUCAUGAUGCACGGUCGCAACAACGGCAAGAAGCUCAUGGCUGUCCGCAUUGUCGCUCACGCCUUCGAGAUCAUCCACCUCAUGACCGACCAGAACCCCAUCCAGAUCGCCGUCGAUGCCAUCGUCAACUGCGGUCCCCGCGAAGACUCCACCCGUAUCGGUUCCGCCGGUACCGUCCGUCGCCAGGCCGUCGAUGUCUCUCCCCUUCGCCGUGUCAACCAGGCCAUCGCCCUCCUCACCACCGGUGCUCGCGAGGCUUCUUUCCGCAACGUCAAGUCCAUUGCCGAGUGCCUUGCUGAGGAGCUGAUCAACGCCGCCAAGGGCUCCUCCAACUCGUACGCCAUCAAGAAGAAGGAUGAGCUCGAGCGUGUUGCCAAGUCCAACCGUUAAAGCGGUUCUGGCUGGCUGCAGGUGUAUGGGGGAAACUUGUUGGGUGCUUGGAGUUGUUGGACGGAUUCUAUUCGGCAUGUUUUGCUCGGCUGCUACUACGGCUGCAUUUGUUGCGCGUUAAAAGGGAACUGGGUCUGGGAGGAUGCGGUUCUUCUACGGCACUUAGGUCAAAACAGGCAGGCACUCAAUAAGGGCUCUCAGACAUUGAAUGAGAGGAAAACGUGGAUUUGCGGACAAGAUUUUAAGUGCAUAUACCACGAGGCGCCGGUGAUUCGGUGAAAUUAUGAUUCCCCUUUUCUUUCCAUGCAUGACGUCCGUUUGACCAUGAGUGAACGACUGAACAUCAGUUCCAACACCUUUUUGCUUUCAGACUUAACGUCCCUACCCUCUUUUUGUAUGAUACAACAUAUCGCAAGCGCUAAUAGCAAGGAAGCAUUUUCGCUGAAUCUCCCUGGCUCCAACAACAUGACGUAAGUCAUCUGCCGCUUCAGGCUCCUGCUUAACGUCACCGCUACAGAAGUCUAGCUGCUCAUACUUCAUCAUGUAUUAGUUUCAAUAGGGCGGUACUUCUGCCAUCAAGUGAAUUAACGACUCAAGACUUCCUCUAGCCCUUUAUGACCCAUCUUCCCAUC